UAGAGAAAGACUCAGACGACAGAGAGAGAGAGAGAGUAGGAAGAGGCGGAGACACCAAGGGGCAGAGAAGGGACGAAGUGAAAAGCUUCGAGAAGAAGAGCUUGUCGACGGGAAUCUCUUCCGCGCGGUGCCCUCAACGGCCGUUUCCCCUGCCACCACCUCCGAGAGAGUGUCAGAGCUAUAAACGGUGGUUAGAGAAAAAUAAGCGGCUAAGUAGGAGAGAAUUACGGAAGAGGCGGGAAAUGGGGAGCUACAAGUACUGCCUCUGUUUCACCCGGAAGUUCCGGUGGAGCGAGGCGGCGCCGCCGCCGGACGUGGUGGCGGCAUUCGCGGCCUACGCCAACGGCGGGGACCACAUGGGACCGGAGCAGCUCCGGCGGUUCCUCGCCAAGGCCCAGGGCGAGUCCGGCGCCACCCUUGCCGACGCCGAGCGGAUCAUCGGUCAGGUCCGGCAGCUCCGCCACCGUCACCACCUUCUCGGCCGCCCGCUCCUCGCCCUCGACGACUUCCACCACUUCCUCUUCUCUGACGAGCUCAACCCGCCCAUCCAAUCCCAGGUUCAUCAAGAUAUGACUGCUCCAUUAUCUCAUUAUUACAUUUACACAGGCCAUAAUUCAUACCUGACAGGAAACCAGCUCAGCAGUGAUUGCAGUGAUGUUCCAAUUAUCAAAGCACUGCAGAUGGGAGUGAGAGUGAUUGAGCUCGAUGUGUGGCCUAAUUCUGCAAAAGACAAUGUUGAUGUUCUUCAUGGGAGGACACUAACUUCUCCAGUAGAGCUCACCAAAUGCUUGAGGUCCAUUAGAGAUUAUGCUUUUUGUGCAUCACCAUAUCCCCUUGUGAUAACUCUAGAGGACCACCUUACACCAGAUCUUCAGGCUAAAGUAGCGGAGAUGGCGACUCAAACAUUUGGAGACAUGCUUUAUUAUCCUGAGACAGAUUCUCUUAAGGAAUUUCCUUCGCCAGAUUCUCUAAAGAAUAAGAUCAUUAUUUCAACUAAACCACCCCAGGAGUACCUCAAAUCUAAGAAUUCUAAGGAGAAUGACUCCCAAAAGGAAAAGGAUGCAUCUGAUGAAGAAACAUGGGGUAAGGAGGUCGAAGUUCAAAAAUCUGAACUUGAAGCUGAUGACAAGAAUGAUCAGGGCCAGGAUGAGGAAGAUUCUGAUGAUGAUGACGACCAAAGCUUGCAGCAAAUUUCAGCACCUGAGUACAAACGCUUGAUCACUAUUCAUGCUGGGAAGCCUAAAGGUGGGUUGAGAGAUGCAGUUAUGGUGGAUCCUGAUAAAGUAAGGCGUCUUAGUUUGAGUGAGCAACAGUUUGCAAAGGCAGCAGCAUCACAUGGGACUGAUGUAGUAAGGUUCACGCAGCAGAAUUUGCUCAGAAUAUACCCAAAGGGUACCCGUUUUACCUCUUCUAAUUACAAACCUUUGGUUGGAUGGAUGCAUGGUGCACAGAUGGUUGCAUUUAAUAUGCAGGGAUAUGGAAGGUCUUUAUGGUUGAUGCAUGGAUUUUUUAGAGCAAAUGGAGGCUGUGGUUACAUAAAAAAGCCUGAUUUCUUGUUAAAGGCUGGUCCAGAUGGCCAGCUGUUUGACCCCAAAAAAAGUUUUCCUGUGAAGACAACCUUAAAGGUCAAAGUAUACAUGGGAGAUGGAUGGAGGAUGGAUUUUAAGCAGACACACUUUGAUGCCUAUUCCCCUCCAGAUUUCUAUACAAAGGUAGGGAUAGCUGGAGUGCCUGCUGAUACUGUAAUGAAGAAAACCAGAACAAUUGAAGAUGAUUGGACACCAGUCUGGGAUGAGGAAUUCAGCUUCCCAUUAACUGUUCCAGAACUGGCUGUGCUGAGGAUCGAAGUCUGUGAGUAUGACAUUUCUGAGAAGGAUGACUUCGGUGGACAAACCUGCCUUCCAGCAUCAGAGCUGAGGUCGGGGAUCCGAGCAGUUCCACUCUGUGACCGCAAGGGAAUGAAAUUCAAAUCUGUGAGGUUGCUUAUGCGAUUUGAGUUUGUCUGAGACUGCAAUAGUAGCUCGGGUUUUGCUGGUACUUCAAUAGCUAUGAAAUGUUUUGUGCUGCAUUGUAACUUAUUUGGUAGCCUGCAGAGCCUAUCGGUUUUUAACCUUGCAUUGGUUUUGUAUUUUAAGUUGUGCUCCUUCAAUACAGCGUACCUUUGAAGGUCAAUUUUUAGUGUUGUUAUUUAGGUCUCCUGUACAUAUUAAAUUAAGAGUUUCCUGGUUUUUGCUGAACUUGUCCAAAAC
This is a messenger RNA of Elaeis guineensis (African oil palm), 2249 nucleotides long. RefSeq names its product phosphoinositide phospholipase C 6. Gene Ontology annotation, molecular function: phosphatidylinositol-4,5-bisphosphate phospholipase C activity. The record is from RefSeq and is a predicted model, not a curated record. Gene Ontology annotation, cellular component: plasma membrane. Lineage: Eukaryota; Viridiplantae; Streptophyta; Magnoliopsida; Arecales; Arecaceae. Gene Ontology annotation, biological process: phosphatidylinositol-mediated signaling; lipid metabolic process; release of sequestered calcium ion into cytosol.